This is a messenger RNA of Fonsecaea erecta, 1029 nucleotides long. RefSeq lists its product as hypothetical. Gene Ontology annotation, molecular function: oxidoreductase activity. NCBI's taxonomy places the organism in Eukaryota, Fungi, Ascomycota, Eurotiomycetes, Chaetothyriales, Herpotrichiellaceae. The transcript has 2 exons. The record is from RefSeq and is a predicted model, not a curated record. The coding region runs from base 1 to 1029 and encodes 342 amino acids.
AUGUCUUCUCCACCGACUGUGAUGAGAGCAUGGCAAUACUCCAGCGCCAAAGGUGGCAUCGAGAAGAGCCUCCACCUAAAUACGUCUGCUCCCGUACCCCGUCCCUCCCCCAAUCAGCAUCUCGUACAGAUUCUAGCUACGGCACUAAAUCCAGUUGACUACAAGCCUGCUGAGAUCCGGCUUCUGAGUCACUUUGUCAUCUCAAAACCAGCAACGCCCGGCAUUGAUUUCGCAGGCUACAUGGUCACCCCUGCAGCCGGGUCAGCCCUGAAAUCUGGCCAACUUGUCUUCGGCGCGUCGGGCACAUCCCACUUCGCUGGAGGGGGCCUGGCAGAAUACGCCGUCGCGAAAGCGGACCAAGUCGUGGGCAUCCCAGAGGGAUUGGACCACAUAUCAGCGGCUGCAAUUUGCGUGGCAGGGCUGACCGCGCACCAAUCGAUCCUCCCCUACGUCAAGGCCGGCGAUAGGAUCUUCAUCAACGGCGGCUCGGGGGGCACGGGUGUCUUCGGCAUCCAAAUCGCCAAAGCCGCAGGGUGCAACGUCACGACGACGUGUUCGAGCGCCAACAUCGACCUCUGCAAAGGUCUGGGUGCGGACUCCGUCAUCGACUACCGGAGCCAGAACGUACUCGAGGCCCUGAAAGCCAGCGGGCACAAGUUUGACCACGUCGUCGACAACGUCGGCUCGAAUUUCGAGCUGUACUGGAAAUGCCAUGAGUAUACGCGACCGGGUGCUCUGUUCAUGAUCGUUGGCGCACCGCUCACACGCGCUUUCGUUGUGGACGCCAUCCUGCGGAAAGUGUGGCCCGCUUUUCUAGGUGGCGGGAAGCGACAGGCAGUCAGCUUUUUCCCCAAGGUGAAGCCAGAAGAUCUGGAACGGAUCGCAGACUGGAUGAAGGAGGGCAAGGUGAGGCCCGUGAUUGAUGAGAAGUUCCCUUUUGAGCAGGCUCCCAAGGCGUUUGAGAAGCUCAAGACCGGUCGUGCGAAGGGGAAGAUCGUGGUCGAGGUGUCUUCUCCGGGCUCUAAAUAA